Austrofundulus limnaeus is the source of this 1433-nucleotide messenger RNA. RefSeq names its product tumor necrosis factor, alpha-induced protein 8-like 2b (gene tnfaip8l2b). Gene Ontology annotation, biological process: regulation of apoptotic process. Gene Ontology annotation, cellular component: cytoplasm. The record is from RefSeq and is a predicted model, not a curated record. NCBI's taxonomy places the organism in Eukaryota, Metazoa, Chordata, Actinopteri, Cyprinodontiformes, Rivulidae.
GGGGACUCAGCAAACACUCAGGCAACCAUGGAUGUGUUCAGCUCCAAGGACAUGGCCCUGAAGGCCCAGAAGAAGAUCCUCAGCAGCAUGGCCAACAGAAGCUCCGUGCAAAUGUUCAUAGACGACACCACUAGUGAGAUUAUGGAUGAACUGUACCGGGUCUCCAAAGAGUACACAGGAAACAAAGCCGUGGCUCAGAAAGUCAUCAAAAACAUGAUCAAGAUCGCAGUCAAGAUCGGCGUGCUGUACAGAAACCACCGUUUCUCUGAAGAGGAACUGAAAAUAGCUCAAGACUUUAAGAAAAAGCUCCAUCAAGGCGCAAUGACGGCCAUCAGCUUCUAUGAGGUGGACUUUACCUUCGACAAGGCGGUGAUGUCAGAGCUCUUGAACAGCUGCAGGGACCUGUUGAUAAAUCUGGUCAACACCCACCUCACGGCGAAGUCGCACGAUCGCAUCAAUCAUGUCUUCAACCAUUACUCAGACCCUCAGCUCCUCACCAAACUCUAUGACCCCAAUGGCCCCUUCAAACCCAACCUCACCAAAAUCUGCACAGGACUCAACAAACUGAUAGAGGAUGGGACAAUAUGACGCACAAGUAAAACAUCUGUUACAGACACUGGAAGAUUACCGGGGAGACACACCUUAAGACUCUGGACUGUUGGAUGAAAUUAGUCUUACUGCUGCCGAGGAAUAGUGACAAGUGAUUUCAGAACAAAUACGCCACCUCAAACAGUUCUGAAGGAGCAUAUGGGAUGAAAUUAAAGCAGGUGGAGUCAUUUUAUUUUAACUGUGCAUUGGGGACACACCUGUAAAGUAACUGUAUUCCCAAGAAAAAAAUGGUUCAUAGAAACCAAACUUGACUCAUUCAGAAUGGUGUCCAAUGUUUUUUUUUUUUGUUUUGUUUUAUCCCUUUAAAUUUAUUAGUCAGAGCUACUGAUAAUGUUUGUUAUGGAGAUGAGGCUUUGAACCUGCCAGACAGCCUUUACUAACAGAACAAAGGGGAAAAUACCACUGCAAGACAACACUGCCAUCUGCUGGUCAACAGGUGUUACUUCAACAAUGGUUCACUGUGUUUACUGAGGUGCUGAGAUGAUGCAACAAACAGUUUAAAAAAAAGAACCACCUAAUCAUUACAUAAAUAAGUCUCCUUACCAUUAGUCUGCCUGUUACAAUACAUCUGAAAAAAUAAAUUAAAAAAAUCUACAGAUUUAUGACUAAAUCUACAGAUUUUUUUCCACUGGUUACUGUGAAAGCCUGCUGCGUAGUCUGUUUUUGAAAACUGGAUGCAAGUCAGAAUGUUAAAAAUGAAAGCUAUUUUUGGUACUGCAAUACAAGAUGCAAAAUAUAACAGAGGGAAAAACAAAACCUCACGUUCACUUGUAAAUAUUAAGCAUUUUUGUAACCAAUAAAAUCAGAAAAAAACACCCUUAAAA